Messenger RNA from Aricia agestis (brown argus), 4031 nucleotides. RefSeq names its product serine/threonine-protein phosphatase 2A regulatory subunit B'' subunit beta-like. Gene Ontology annotation, biological process: protein dephosphorylation. The coding region runs from base 250 to 3105 and encodes 951 amino acids. Gene Ontology annotation, cellular component: protein phosphatase type 2A complex. The transcript has 11 exons. Gene Ontology annotation, molecular function: calcium ion binding; protein phosphatase regulator activity. The record is from RefSeq and is a predicted model, not a curated record. Lineage: Eukaryota; Metazoa; Arthropoda; Insecta; Lepidoptera; Lycaenidae.
GUGCCGCCGCCGGCUCGUUGUAUAUCGUCGUCACGCUAUCCACCGCGGAGCCGAUACUCGCGACUCGCGAUCUUUACCUCUUGCCUUUGUUUACUCCCCCGCGCGUUCACAGCUUCACCGGCUAAUUCCGGUGCCCGCGCCCGACGUGUCCCAGUGCUUUUUCUGUGAUAAGGAAGUGUGAUUCGAUGUGCGAUCGGUCGUCCGGUGUUUAUGGAGCUCGCGCCCCCUGAGCAGCGCUGAACCCGCGCCAUGGCGGCCACGGCCCGCCGCGAGAUCGACACGGGCGAGGAGGACAUCGCCGCCAUUGCGAAACAGAUUUCGGAUCACGCCGAGGCGAUAUAUCAGACUUGGAAGGCGCGCGGCCUCGCACCUACGGAGAUUUUGUCGUGCAGGCCCACGCCCGGCCUCAAAUUGACCGAGAGUUUGCGAACUAAACCUAAACCGGAGCCGAAGCCAGAAAUAAAACAACGGCCCGAGUUUCGUAGAGAUCGUCCCGAAAUACGGGAGCGCCCCGAGCCGCGGAGGGAGCAGAGACCCGAGCCGAGGCGAGAUGUUCGGCUCGAGCCCGACGGCGACGUCGUCGAAGUGUCUCUGCCGCCGGAUCUGGUCCCCGAGCGCAACGGAGCCGGCCCCGGUGCGAACGCCAGACGCCUGGACUCGGCCGCUAUGCGCCUGGAGGUGGCGAGAGAGGAGGAGCGUCUCCUGCGGGCGCUCCGCACGGGCGGCGUCGUCGCGGAGCGGCCGGCGGAGAGACCAGAUGUCGUGCCGCCCCUAUCUUUAGUCGAUUACGCCAAGAGCCGGUAUCAAGAUAAACUAGAUACCGGAGCUAGAAAGCCGGCGACCGGGGCCAGCGGCGAAAGGCGGUCGUCCUUGGGUUCGCAUGUCACCGAGGCGAGAUCGAAGUUCGAGGCUCGGGCCCGGCGGGCGUCCAGCGCCGGAGCCGCCGGGGAGACCUCGACCUCCGGAGCCACGCCUGUCAGGCCCUUCCUGAGUCGAGGAUCCGUCGCCGAGAGGGUGCUCAUGUUCGAGCGAUGCCCCAGCGAGGCCACCCUCGAGUUAGCCAAAAGAAAAUCUCCAGCGGCGGUAUCGUGGCGCGGCCCGCACGACGUCAUCAACAGAGCACAGAACUACGCAGCGUCAACUCCCUCGAAGCCACAAUCGGCGCCGCCGCACACAACCCUGCAGCGGUCCGUGCGGGCGGCGCCCUCCCGGGUUAUCCCCCGGUUCUACUUCCCCAAGGGCCGACCCCCGCCGGGCCACCAGCAGGACCACGCCGUCCACAAGGUCCAGUCCGCCUUCGCCACCUUCCCUAAUAGUCAGGUGACGCGGGAGAACUUCAAGCACAUAGUGAAGGCGUGCGAGUGCCCGCUGUACUGGAAGAUGCCGCUGUUCCUGGCGACGCAGCAGAACCUGCAUGCUGCUGUCGAUGGACACAAGUUCAUAGAUUUUUGGAGAGAGCUGACGUCACAAUGCCACGACCAGGCGUCCCGGUUCGUGUACAUCCUAACCCGGGGGAGGAGCAACACCCUGGCGCCGGAGGACUUCGUGCCGCUGGUCCAGGAUGUAGUGGACACACACCCCGGACUCUCCUUCCUCAAGGAGGCCACGGAGUUCCACUCUAGAUAUGUACAUACUGUGAUAGCCAGGAUAUUCUACUGCGUGAACCGGUCUUGGUCGGGCAAGAUAUCCAUCCCGGAGCUGAGGAGGUCCAACCUCCUGCAGGUCAUCCAACUGCUGGAAGACGAGGAGGACAUCAACCAAGUUACACAAUACUUUAGUUACGAACACUUCUACGUGAUCUACUGCAAGUUCUGGGAGCUGGACAAGGACCACGACCUGUUCAUCGACAAGCACGACCUGGCGAGGCAUAAUGACCAUGCCCUAUCGAGUCGCAUGAUCGAGCGAGUGCUGUCGGGUUGUGUGACACGCGGCAACCAGAACCGACUUACGCCGGACGGCGAACCGCGGAUGUCCUACACAGAGUUUGUCUGGUUCCUACUAGCUGAGGAGGACAAGACUCAUCCUACGGCCAUUGAGUAUUGGUUCAGGUGCAUGGACCUGGACGGCGACGGGUUCAUCUCGAUGUACGAGCUGGAGUACUUCUACGAGGAGCAGAUGCAGAGGAUGGAGGCCAUCGGCAUCGAGACCCUGCCUUUCCACGACUGCCUGUGUCAGAUGUUAGAUAUGGUCCAUCCAGCAACAGAGGGGAAGGUGACGUUGUCAGACCUGAAGAAAUGUAAGAUGACGUCGAUAUUCUUCGACACGUUCUUCAACCUGGAGAAAUACCUCGACCACGAGCAGCGCGACCCCUUCGCGACGCAGAGAGACUCCGAGUGUGAGAUGUCCGAAUGGGAUAGGUUUGCAGCUGAAGAAUACGAACUGCUAGUCGCCGAAGAGGGAGGAAGCGACGCGCAGGAUCAAAUCUCGUACGAUGAGACGGACGAUGAUUGUCUGUCGCCCAACAUGGAGGAAGUGACUAACACGGAACCGAUAGAAGACUCCAGUGUCGAGGAUUCUACCAUCAGCGAAGUGACGCCAGUGCCCAGUCGAGUACGGGAACCUAUAACGACUGGACCCAAACCUAAUCCUGCGUAUAUCAACCUAAACUCCAUUUACGCCAUCGGAAACAACGACCGAUGGAACCAAAAGGAGCCAACGCCCGAAAGAAAAACUGAGAAGCCUAUCCCGCCAGAGAAACCCGUGAGUCUGAUGAUGCUAAACGGAAGAAUGGACAACCGGGUCGGUUUGAGCAACAAUAGCUUUCUCUACUCGCAUCUGCUGAAUUCGGGGACAGGCGGGGCGCGGGCGAAGGACCCUCCCUCCUACACGGCGGCCACCAGCGGGAUGUACGACAAAGAUAAGAAGGUGACGUCCCCCACCAAAGCGAAAUCCCCUCUAGCCAGCCCCGUCAACGGUGUCAGCAAAAUAUCUGACAACUACGAGAAAGCGAUAGCCGAGAGAUUGAGUCCGCAGCGCGAGACGAGGCUCAACCGGAGCAGCUUGUUCAGUAAAGUCAAUACUGGCAUAGUCUCCGGGAAGGUUAACAAGCCGAGGAAUGAUGAUGACGAAGAUUAUGCGCGCGACAGCGACGAGUGCUCCAUUUAGACUUGGCUUUUCUGCCAGUGCCCGCUACCGAGGACGCCAUCUUGAGUGAACUAGUGAACGAAACAGUGAACUAUACGGUGAUCGAACAUUGAUUGAACCAUUUCAACGUAUCCCACAUUCGAUACGUGCCUUCAGUUAGAGUAGACGUUGUGACGUAGUUUAGUCGUAGUUUUAACGGAACGGUGUGUUUUAACAUCGAGUUAGCUAGUUACGGCAUUUUCUAGUAUUAUUGACGUUUCUAACGAGUGUUUGUUUUACUCUUCACUAUUGUGCAUAUCAACUGUAUCGUUUCAUACAUUCAAAUCCAGUGCCCAUAUUAUCCAAGCUAAUGUCUUCCUCAUUGUCAGCCAAAUACUAGUUUAACAUACAUUUGGAUGUAUGAACCGGUGACGUAAAGCCCUCUAAGUUUACCUUUUCAACCUAUUUUAGACUCUUCUACUGAACACAUAAAAUCCAUAUUUCUUUGUACGCAUAUCAAUAACUACCUAAAUAACCAGUGUUUAAUCGGAGUUUAAUCUUGAUUUACACUUUAUUGUGAACAUGGACAAGGCAAAAUGAAGAAAGGUCGACCAUUUUUUAGUGUUGUAUACUUAGACUAGAUCUGUCUCAAUCAAUUAUAGGUACUGUUAUACUGUAUGCAUCUCAGAAAGUUUCUACAUUUAUCAAAUUGAACUAAAAUAUAUUUCUGCUAAUUACUACCUACUUAAUACAAUAUUUAAGGUAGUGUACAUGUGUACAUUGUACAAGUUAGUAUUUUCAAUAAUCUAAGUAAUUAUAAGUACCUAUGGAUAUGAUUAAUAGACUAUUAUAAAUCAUUGCCUAUUCAAAAUUCGAUCCGAGUAUAAAUGUAGAACUUUUAAAACAAUGCUGUUAUCUCAGUAGUUAUGUCUAUUGUGUCUCAGCUGUUAUAUACACGAUUUGAAGGU